Messenger RNA from Colletotrichum abscissum, 282 nucleotides. RefSeq lists its product as uncharacterized. NCBI's taxonomy places the organism in Eukaryota, Fungi, Ascomycota, Sordariomycetes, Glomerellales, Glomerellaceae. The coding region runs from base 1 to 282 and encodes 93 amino acids. The transcript has a single exon. The record is from RefSeq and is a predicted model, not a curated record.
AUGGCCAAAGCAACAUACGCACCCUCCACCUUCUCCGAGACCUCGACCAUCUGCUCCUUUGAAAAGGAAUCCUUCGAAAAGGACCCCGCUGUGACAGUAGCAGCAGCAGCACCCGCCGUCAAGGAACGCCGCUCCCUCCGAUCAAGAGUCAAGAAGGCCCUCCGCGAGGUCGGAAACCCGCCCACCUACCGCUACGACCUCGAGCACGGCAUCGAGACCAAGAGAACGGUGCCCGUCGGCCCCAUGGGCUACAACGUUCUCAACCAGCCCUCGCGCAUGUAA